AUGUGUGCCAAAAUGAUUGUUUAUCAACAAACCCUAGCUUCGAAACUGUUUGAUUGGUUUGAGACAUGGCGUGAAACCGUGGGACAUGGCAAUUUUGGGUACAAGAUGGGAGAAGCUGAUGAAGAAAUAGAAGGUGAAAAGGGUGGGAAAGAAAAGGAAAAGAAAAACUAG
Sphenostylis stenocarpa is the source of this 171-nucleotide messenger RNA. Lineage: Eukaryota; Viridiplantae; Streptophyta; Magnoliopsida; Fabales; Fabaceae. The record is from the annotation of a GenBank genome assembly.